AUGGCUACCCCCAGUGUCCUUACCUUUGAUGCUGAGGGUCGUGCUGUUGACUUUGAGGUCUCGGUCAAUGACCUCCAGCUGUUCCUACAGUGCGAUAGGGCGGGCGGACUCUCCCUGUUCGAUCUCACCUCUAGUGCCUCUCUUGCCCCGCCUGCUACCGCUUACAGCACUGUUCGCUCACAGUGGGCCAAACGCGAUAGGGCGCUGGAGGGGCUGGCGGGGGCGGUGUGGGUGGUGGUGGAGGCAGUGGUGGGGGUGGGGGUGGUGGUGGGAGUGGUGGCGGGGGAGGAGGUGUCGGUGGCAGUAGUGGAGGCGGAGGAGGCGGCAGCGGUGGCGGAGGGAGCGGAGGCGGCGGAGGUGGCGGAGGCGGCGGAGGUGGCGGAAACGGCGGAGGCAGCGGUGGAGCUGGUCACGGCUCUGCACAAAGGAGUGGCUCCGGUGGUGGUCCGUGCCAGCAGCAGCAUUGCAGUCGUGAGACCCCGUUCCCCUUGCAGCUUCGUGAGAGGUACGCUGGGCGUCAGCGAGUUUCCUGACGCCACUGAGAACCCUCGCUGGAGAGAGCUGUCUAGGGCGGGGGUUUCUAUCUUUGAUCUUGAUUAUGAUGCAAUUCUUGCUGCCAUGUCUACUAGUGAUGAGGGUGACUACUACCUGUGUGUUCCGCCUGACCCGGGCAUUGAGGCUGCUGCUCUAGGUGCUAGUGCGUCUGCAGCCCCAGGUGCUUGUGAGUCUGCUCUCUCAGGUACCAUGUCGGCUCAGGCCUUACACACCUUCACCCUUGACUCGGGUGCUUCCCGCUCCUUCUUUCGAGACCGCACCACGCUUACGCCGCUUAGUCGGCCGGUUGCUGUCUCCCUAGCGGACCCCUUUGGGGGUCCUGUCCUUGCUAGCUUCUGCACUGUCUUACCGUGCCCGGCAGCCCCCUCUGGCACCUUACUCUCCUCUGGCACCACCGCCUUGGUCACCCCUCUUUGCCUCGUCUCUAAGGCAUGGCCUCCCGUGUCCUUGUCUCUGGUCUCCCCCGGUCCCUCCCUCCCCUACCUCCGGGGCCUGCCCCUACCUGCGUCCCCUGCGUCGAGGGGCGACAGCGCGCCGCCCCUCACUCCUCCGAGUUUCCUCCGACAGAGGCUCCGCUGCAGACUCUUCACAUGGACGUGUGGGGCCCCGCCCGCGUCCGUGGCUAGGGCGGGGAGUAUUCCUCUGCCCGUCUGGGAGCCUUCUGUCGUGCACAGGGCAUCCGCCAGACCUUCACGCUUCCGGCCUCUCCACAGCAAAAUGGGAUUGCUGAGAUGCCGCAUUGGCAUAGUCAUGGACGUCGCUCGUACGUCCAUGAUCCAUGCGGCUGCUCCCCAUUUUUUGUGGCCGUUUGCGGUUCAGUACGCAGCGCAUCAGCUCAACCUUCAGCCCCGGGUCUCCUUGCCAGAGACCUCCCCCACCUUGCGGUGGACGGGGAAGGUUGGCGAUGCAUCUGCGUUUCGGGUCUGGGGAUCUCGGGCGUUUGUCCACGACUUGUCUGUGGACAAGCUAUCCCCCCGUGCUGUUCCCUGCGUCUUCCUUGGCUUCCCCCCUGACGCGCCUGGUUGGCAGUUUUACCACCCCACCUCGCGUCGUGUUCUGUCCUCUCAGGACGUCACGUUUGACGAGUCGGUGCCUUACUACCAUCUCUUCCCCUACCGCACUGCGCCCCUCCCCCCGCCGCCGCUCUUCCUUGCGCCAGGUCCUCCCCCGGUACACCCCCUCCCCACUCAGGGUCCUGCCCCGUCAGGUGUGUCCCAGGUAGAUGAAGUCGAGCCUGCCAAGGUAGCUGUUGACUCUGGUGCUGCAAGAGGUGCUGAGCCUGCGGGAGCCGGGUCUAGAGGUGCUGAGCCUAGGUGUGCGGAGCCUGGGGGUGCUGAGUCUGGGGGUGCUGAGCCUGGGGGUGCUGAGUCUGGGGGUGCUGAGCCUGGGGGUGCUGAGUCUGGGGGUGCUGAGCCUGGGGGUGCUGAGCCUGGGGGUGCGGAGCCUGGGGGUGCUGGGUCUGCUCGUGUGGCCUCUCGAGGUGCUUCGUCAAGGCGGAAGCUACUUUCUCCGCAGGAGCUGCGCGAGUGGUUUGCCCGGCGCUGGAGCCGUGCUGCUGCAGCUGGAGGUACUACUGUUGCUGCUGGUCCCGAUGGUGUUCGUACUGGAGGUAUUGCUGGAGAUUCCGGCGGUACUGGAGCUGCCGGUCCUGUUGUCGUUGGUGCUGCUGGAGCUGCUGAGGGUGUUGGCGCUGGUGGUUCUGCUGGCGCUGGUGCGUCUGAGGGUGCUGUUGGAGCUGGAGGUGCUGCUGGCGCUGGUGCUGCCGCUGAGGUCUGA
This is a messenger RNA of Closterium sp. NIES-65, 2331 nucleotides long. NCBI's taxonomy places the organism in Eukaryota, Viridiplantae, Streptophyta, Zygnematophyceae, Desmidiales, Closteriaceae. The record is from the annotation of a GenBank genome assembly.